Messenger RNA from Leguminivora glycinivorella, 926 nucleotides. RefSeq names its product collagenase-like. Lineage: Eukaryota; Metazoa; Arthropoda; Insecta; Lepidoptera; Tortricidae. The coding region runs from base 119 to 844 and encodes 241 amino acids. The record is from RefSeq and is a predicted model, not a curated record. The transcript has 5 exons. Gene Ontology annotation, biological process: proteolysis. Gene Ontology annotation, molecular function: serine-type endopeptidase activity.
GUUGGUGGGUCUGGUGCGAGCGGCUCCCAGCAAGGAGUUCGCGGCGCCAAUAGUGGCGGACUACCACGAGGAGGUUGGGAUCCCACUGGCCAGGAGGCUGAAGGCGGCUGAAGAAGCUAUGGACUUCGAUGGCGCCAGGUUAGUGGGAGGCACGCCUGCUAAUCUUGGCGACCAUCCUUACUUAGUCGGUCUCGUCAUCACGUUAAACAGUCUUGAAAUCUCCGCUUGUGGGUCAACCCUCAUCUCCAACACUCGCGCGGUGACCGCCGCUCACUGCAAGCUGACCCCCGGGAACUCGGCCGCCGACUUCGAAAUGGUCUUAGGUUCCAUACUCCUCUUCAGUGGCGGCACCAGGAUCCACGUUCACCAUUCGGAUGUGGAGACACACGAGGACUUCAAUGUAUACACCCUUGUUAAUGAUGUUGCUAUACUCAAAUUUGACUGGAUUCCGUAUACUGAUGUGAUCCGUCCAAUUGGACUGUAUUCCGGUGACGAUCUAUUCGUCGGCAGCUGGGCGCAGACUGCCGGCUUCGGAAGGAAGGGCGAAACCACACCCAUCACCACAGACCAGUUCCUGUCCCACACGAGCCUACAGGUCAUCACCAACGAGCAAUGCCGCACCGCGUACCCCACGGCCCACGCGAGCAUCAAAAACUUCACCCUCUGUGUGGCCACUGGGCCCGCUGGCGCCACGUGCUUUGGAGACUCUGGGGGCCCUCUGGUCCUUAACAAUCAGCUGAUCGGUAUCACGUCUUUCGCGUACGCCGGAGGUUGCGAGCAAGGGUAUCCGGCCGGCUUCUCGCGAGUCAGCUACUUCGUGCCUUGGUUCGCCGAGCGUAUGUAGUGAACAACACGGAUGUCGGAUUUUUUACAAUGGAUUAUAGAUGUAAAUUAAUUAUUUAAAUACAUAAUACGUUUUUACGGAA